UCGAGACUAUCAAGACCACUUAGUGGUAAACAUUGUUGGAAAUCGUAAAAUUUAAUAGUUUAUGGUUAUUAAUUUAUUAUAUUGUUCGUUCAGUUAAGCAGUGAAGAUAAAUCAACUUAUUCACAAGGUGAGCAACAAAAGUUACGUCCAGACUAUAUGCCACGGAUUUGCUUCGUACCAGGGUGUCGCACCCACAAGGACUACUACGAACGGGGUGUUAGCAUGUUCUCCUUUCCGCGCGAUCCCGACCAGCUGAAGGCCUGGAAUAGGGCCUGCUCACGUGAAGCGGACUACCAACCGCCACGGUAUGCGUGCAUCUGCGAAAAGCACUUCGAGGCCGACAUGCUGAAGGCAUCCGGUCGGCGGAUCUUGAAGGAGCAUGCCGUGCCAACAAAGUUUCUCGAUGGAUGGAAACCGGAAGUGGAAGAUAACGUUUCGAAACCAUUGUCUUCCGGUGGAGGAAGGUUAUAUGCAAGGGACGAUGGGUCUAACGCAUUAGAGGUUGAAGAAGUGUUACUCAAUGAAGCUGUGGAUAUGGAACUGGAGUUCUCGCCCUUGAAAGCGGAUAUGUUCUGCCGUGUAUGUGGAAUUAAAACUGAAGAGGACAGUACGUAUGCUUUGGAAGAGUUGCAAAAUGAACAACAAGUCGAUGAUGUGUUCAAAAUGUGUAUGUUGGAUAAUCAAACGCUCGAAGAAGCUACAUCAGUUUGUCUCGGUUGCUAUAGUGAAAUCAAAUCCAUAGUGAACUUUGUUCGAAAGUGUCACGAAGGACAACAUAGGCUUCUAGAUCAGCUAAGUGAACAGAUGGAGGUGCCUAUACCUGAGCAAAGCGAAGAUGACGAGGAAGACACAGAGUACAGUGACGAGACGACCAACCAAAGUAACGAAGAUGACUUUGGAAAGGAAGAAAGGAAAAUUGCUCGUAUGGAUCGAUACAUUGACAAGCUGAUUGUUAAAUACAAAUAUGCCAGAGAUAGACCCGGGGUAACGAAAACCUGGGAAUGCUUCGACUGUGGUGAGGUGUUUCAACGUCGUAAUCACCUGGCGAAGCAUCGAAACGUAUGUACGUUGGUCGGAAGUGAAGACUCGAAGCGACGCGGACCGUUUCGCUGUGAGUUGUGUGAUAAGCUUCUGAGCACACUGCCUGGCUAUCGGUAUCACCUUAUGAAGAUGCAUGACAGCAACGUGGAAGAUGACAACUAUCCGGAAGAACUACGCUCCUUAAAAUCUAACAAAGUCGUCACCUGUCCAAUUUGUUCGGAAAAGUUUGCCACAGCGGCCAAGCUGAGAUACCAUCUGCCCAGCCAUAAAAGUACCAACCAGGGACGUGAUUCCGAGGGUAAAACCGGCGCGACUCAAACGUCCAGCAAUGCCAUGUGUACUAUCUGUGGCAAAAUGAUUUCCAGUCCCGCCGCUUUGGAGGUUCACAUGAAGUUCCAUUUGAAGCAGAAGGAUUGGCAGUGCGACCGGUGCAACAAACAGUACUAUACAAAGGCAGAUCUGAAAAAGCACGUUUUGUCCGAACACGAGAGGAUAACUUACACGUGUGAGAAUUGCGGCAUGGUCCUGAAAUCAAAGAUCACUUACACACGCCACAAGCGUAUACAUGACGUGUCCCUACAGAAGGCGUGCAGUUACUGUCCAAAGAGGUUCACCACUACAAAUUCGUUGAACAAGCACGUCCAACGAAGGCAUCGGCCGCAAGAAAUGGUGCUAUCCGAAGAGACUCAAGAACAUAAACAAAUGCACGGCAACCGAGAAGCUCGUUGGGAUAAGUACGAACAGGAAGAAACCGGUGUGUACCAGGACAUCAUCGAAGAAGAAGUCGUGUCCGAAGCUGAGUUGACCAUAGAAGUUGAUUCGAAGAACGGCAUCAAACAGGAGGCAGUGAUGGUUGUUGAAACAUUCGAAUAGUAGUAAGGUAAAUUUAUUUGUGAUGCAAAACUAUUUAUAACGCAAAAAUAGACAAUGGAGCUACCUAGUUCAAAGGACCUGUGUGUCCACAUAUCAA
Aedes albopictus (Asian tiger mosquito) is the source of this 2011-nucleotide messenger RNA. Its product is annotated as zinc finger protein 728. The coding region runs from base 157 to 1914 and encodes 585 amino acids. The transcript has 3 exons. Gene Ontology annotation, biological process: regulation of DNA-templated transcription. Gene Ontology annotation, cellular component: nucleus. Gene Ontology annotation, molecular function: DNA-binding transcription factor activity, RNA polymerase II-specific; RNA polymerase II cis-regulatory region sequence-specific DNA binding; zinc ion binding. NCBI's taxonomy places the organism in Eukaryota, Metazoa, Arthropoda, Insecta, Diptera, Culicidae. The record is from RefSeq and is a predicted model, not a curated record.